Molecule: messenger RNA, 2952 nt
Organism: Wasmannia auropunctata (little fire ant)
Lineage: Eukaryota; Metazoa; Arthropoda; Insecta; Hymenoptera; Formicidae
Exons: 6
Coding region: 1-1080 (359 amino acids)
Source: RefSeq, a predicted model, not a curated record
AUGUCAGACUUAAUCGAGCGUCAAAACCUCUUUCUUUCAACGUCGCCUGCCGGACUUCUUCCCCGCCGUCGUUCGGAUGUAAGUCACAUGAUGACGAUGACGACAAAAUCCAUCGGCGAUAGACCUGUCGCAGGAAAGUUUUUCCCCGCGGCGCCUGACUCGAGGUCGCACACGCCGCCGCGGGUACCAAUGUCGCAAAGAGGAUGUCUUCUGCUGCUGCUGCUGCUGUUCGGUUUGGCCGCGCUGAGGGAGGCGUCCACGUCCGGCGAUACUGGCGAUGCCGUUCGCGAGGGCGAAUCCUCUCGCCGGGCGUCGCAUCACCGGCAGAAGCGGGUCUUCUGGUUCACGAACGACGGACGGAUCGCCCUGCCACCCGGCACCGUCAUGACGAUCACGCCGACGCUGGCGUUACCCUUCGUCCGGCAUCCGCCUUACGGCUUCCUUAGCAACAUGACCAUCAGCCUGCCGUUCACAAUCGACUUCGACAAGCUGGGCCUGACGGACAACGAGAAUCCGUACGGCGCUCUGCCGCCGAGCUUCGACAGGAAGCUGAACAGCCGGCAGGCCGGCAUGAUGAUGGCAGACUUCAUCGCGGCAUUCAUCAAGCGCAGAUUACACAAGCGGGACAUGUCGGAGGUGCCGAAGAACGCGUUCCACGGCGGCGAACGGGCGCUGCUUUACGGCACCACCGAGGAUAUGCUGUCCACGCUGGGAAUGAACGGGAAGGCAUGCCUCUUGAGAGCGAUUUGCGAGGUCCAGGGACACCAUCUGAACAACUUCGGGCUGAUCGGCGAAAUGCUGAAGCUCUUCUUCACCGCCAGCCGAUCGCCGUUUGCGAACCUCCUCAAGGAAUACGUCGAGGCGGAAAACCGCGGGAAAUUUCACGGCGAGUGCUGGCCAUACUUCAAGGACUGCCCGAAAUCCUUAUUUCUGCCAUCCAGCAACAAGUAUCAGAAAGAUUCGUCGCAUGACGAGGAGGGCGACGAGGACGAACAUUGGAAUCAAAUCUCCAACGAUCUCGACGAAGAGCCCCUCACGAGGAUAUCGGGACAGAACACGGACACCGUACAUCCCAUGUAGCUUUAUAAUUAUUGUAUGUAGUUGUACAAUUAUAAUUGUUCUCAGGUGUUUCCUUUCGCCCGAGUGCAGAUUUUCUAACAAAUUCGCUCUUAAAGAGCGAAUGGAAACUGACUUGUUCUCGUUACCGAAGUUAAUCGCGUCUUUAUUCAGCCCUCAAUCGCUCGACUUUGAAUCCAUUGCGUACGAGAGAAGAUACCAUUUAAUUAAUAUAGAUUAGAAAUCGCAAUUAUUACUAAUUAACGCACGGUUAACGCUUUGUAUCUUCCGAGACGCGUGGGAAAAAUUCGUAGGUGCUUGCAAAGGAAGGCUGUUAAAUAAGAUAACAGAGCUGGUUGAUUACAAAGAGAUUACCAUUAUCGUGACCAUGAUAACGUGAUAGAUUGAAUUCUCGGGCGAGAAUACACGUGUAACGUUGCAUACAUGUAGUGUCCGUAUACGCGAGAAACCAUCAAAAGUUUUGGCUAGUCGGCCAAACGGCAUUGUGUGUAAAAUAUGUGACACACUAACGAUCGUUGUUUUAAGUGUUUCGCUGUUUUGUACAGCGUAAAGAGAAUACUUCGAUUUUUUUUAGCCAUAUAUAAUUCUACGUGUAUGAUACGACUGUUCGUCAGAGAUGCCUAUGAAGCGAGGGUUCAGAGGCUUUCUUCUUCUUCUUCUUCACCUUUGAAGUUUAGAUUUUGAUGGAAUCUGAGUACCACGGUUUCUGAACUUCAAAAAAAGGGGGAGGCUUUCUACAAUAAGUCGUUUAAUUAUUGAUAUCAUAAAUCGUAAGAAUUGACUAAUCGCAGUCGAAUGUGAGGGAAAUACUCUCGACUUCUUGCAGAUAGCCCCUCAGGCCUGUGAUUUAUGCUUCAAUCUUAUUGUUAAUCUUAAAAUUAUAAACAACCAAUGAGAAUAUACAGAUUUUGGCUGGGAGGACUGCCGCUCUAUUGGGUGACAUCUAAGAAUUUUAUAAGAUCGAAGCGUAAAUUAAGCCGGCACUCACAGACAUUUUUGACCACGUUAAAAUUUGGCACAAACCAAUCGCAGCCAUAUAUACUGUGUCACAGCGCUUAAAAGCUAAGCCUGUAGGCACCAGUCGCUGUGAGUGGUUGGGUCCAAUGAUCGUAAUGUGGUCAAUGGGGAUCCUCUUUUGGCCGGCUCAACUCUCGUCCGAGGCCAGGCGCCAUGUGAAAAAGAAGAAGAAUGGUGAUCCUUCCCGCUAACGGUCGACGACCAUUUGGUCGCCGCUUGCCACUACAUUCUUUUUACAUGUCGUUCUGCGAAACGGCACCCUUGCUGUUCUUGCGACACCGGGACAGGACUCACGAUCGGAGGCACGAGCGAACAAUGAAGUGUCGGUUCCAUAUGCGCUUGUGUGAUCGUAUAAGAAUGAGUGAACUUGAAUAUUUCCUCUUGCGCAUACGUAUAUAAUUUUAUUUAUUUAAUUUAUAUGUUAAUAAUUUUAUAUAUAUAUAUUAUUUCGAGCGAAGCGUCGUGUAUAUAGUUAAAUUCUUUUGUUAGAGAACUAUCUCUAUAGGAAUGAUUUUAAUUUAAUUUCUUUCACACGUAAGAUUAAAUCUUAAUCUAAUCUUGUUAGGGUACAUCUACAAUAAGAGUAGCAAGUCGUAAGCCGUAAGAAAUUAAUCAAUCAAUAAUCGAUUAUGCUUAUCAUAUAAUUCGACUGUGAUUCUUCAAUUUUUUGUGGCUUACGAUUUACUACUAUCAUUGUAGACGAUCCUUUAAUCAAAAUUCUAACGUUCUAAUUUAAGUUUCCUCGUGAUUCUGAACAUUAAUUGGUAUCAGAGAUAUAUAUGUAGAUAUACUUUAUAGAAAUGUCCUACCCAGUAAAUGGGAAUAAAGAAUUAAAAUUUUGUAAUUUAUGGAUUGAAA